GACACAGUUCCGUCUUGAUAGGCAAGGUUUGAUAAAGUGAUUUUCCUCAUCUCAAAUUUGAGACUACAUAUCCAUUUCAACUGUGACAAUUCCUUGUGAAGAUUCUACUCAGGUGAGGUGACAAGUAAUGCAACAUAACAUAACCUUUUUCAUUGGGAUUUAAAUAUGAGGUACGCAAUCAUAGUUGAUUAUUUUGCUUUACGACGAGACGCAGUAUUAAUCUUGCCUUUUGUGUUUGGUUUCUUGAUCGAUGCUAUCGAAGGCAAUCAGUCAGCCGCUAGCGUCGAGGAGAUUCAGUCGAUUGCAAGCAAACUCCGACUUUUUCCUCAAAUAAUUAAAACCAUCCCGUCCAAUAUCGUAGAGGUAACGUAUGGUGAACGUAGGCUAAAAUUAGGAGACUUAAUAAACGCAGACGAUAUUAUGGACGAACCUCUCGUAUCGUGGCCCUCAAAAGAAGGCGCGGUGUAUAUUAUGAUACUAUCAGGGCCAGAUGCAAGUUACUUGGAUAGUAAGAAGAAUUCUUACGAACACUGGAUAAUUGGUAAUAUUCCCGGCACGGAUUUAGCUAAUGGAGAUAAACUUUCUGAUUAUGUUGGGCUAACGAAAGCCGCUUACUGUCAAGGCACUACUCACCGACUGGUUUUUUACGUGUUCGAACAGCCUAGAGGAAAGAAAAUGAAGUUCGAAGGAGCUCUUAUUAAAAAGAAAGACACAGGAAGAAUUAGAGGAAUGCUUUCUAUGGAGGACCUCGUGUUGCGUUACGACCUAGGAGAUCCAUACGCAGUACAUUUCUUCGAAGUAUUCUUCAACAAGACAAAGCUGUGAUCAUCAUAUUUACUAAGACUUCUGUUUUUAUUACAGUGACAGUCGUGCACUAAUGUAAGCUCAAAGUCCGUCACGAAUCUUGUUUUGUUGUUAUUGUUUUCCUAUUCCACCCUUUCGAAGAGGACUGUGGUUAAAUCCUGCUUUUGUUUUUGAUUACGUGACCAGAUUGGCUCGAACUUGACAUACUUAACAUUUAGAGAGUCAGACUUCGACGAGUGGCAUCGAUCUAUUCAAAACUGAUUGACACAAAAUUGAUCCAACAAAAAUCAAUUUAUUGAAGGGUCUUCAAACCUAAUCUUUUCCACAGUCAUUGUGUUUAGCAAUAAAUUAAUUUAAUAAAUUGAUCUCUUGACA
Bemisia tabaci is the source of this 1179-nucleotide messenger RNA. Lineage: Eukaryota; Metazoa; Arthropoda; Insecta; Hemiptera; Aleyrodidae. The record is from RefSeq and is a predicted model, not a curated record.